This is a messenger RNA of Corticium candelabrum, 4862 nucleotides long. Its product is annotated as rho GTPase-activating protein 29-like. The transcript is spliced from 22 exons. Bases 67 to 4602 code for a protein of 1511 amino acids. NCBI's taxonomy places the organism in Eukaryota, Metazoa, Porifera, Homoscleromorpha, Homosclerophorida, Plakinidae. Gene Ontology annotation, molecular function: GTPase activator activity. Gene Ontology annotation, biological process: signal transduction; activation of GTPase activity. The record is from RefSeq and is a predicted model, not a curated record.
UUGUGAACUCUGCCCCCAUAGGACGAGGAGACAUUUUGUGUUUGUCUAAGCGCAGCCAAUUAUCACAUGUUCCGAGCUAAAAAGAAGCACAAUCGAGUGCGUGAUUGGUCCAAUCAGCAUGAAAGCAGGCAGUGGGUGUUGAACGAGGCGGAUACUACGACUGAUCAGCACGACAAUAGUCCCCUGCUAGGUGCGAGUCUGCGCCUUUGUCGUUCAUCCGAUUCCCUAUCAUUUGACGCUGCGGAUGUCGGAGAUGUGAUGGAACUUGAUAGACAGUCACUCACCACUGAUGUCGACCGCUUCUCUCAAGCGGUCAGUCAACUGAAGACGACUUUGUCUUCAGUCCCCGGCUCUGGAUACUGUGAGAGAGCCAUUGACGCAGGAUCGUCAGGAUCGUCGAGAGAGCGCGUGGAUCAGGCUGAGCAGCCGACAGUGUCAGAACGUGCUGCUGACUUGGUGCGGUGGUUGGGAGAAGUGAAGACUGUUGUCAUCUCCGUACUGAAUAGGCAUCCGCGCGUUCAUUCUACGGGCAUUUUCUCUUCUCUUGGCUCUUUGAUGAGCAAGUUCAAAGAGCACAGUGAGGAGAGAGUAGAGAAUGUCCCUGGUGCUCUUGAAGCAUUAGAACAACUUACCCAAGCUUUCAUAACAAGUGUAACUGAAUACAUGCAGGGAGAAAUUGUUGAUCCACGGUCACUGCCUAUUCCAGGCAUCAGCAGGGAAUCGUCGAUGGAUAGCAUAUUGUCUGCGUUGCAGGAGAAUGGAAAUGCACGUGGUGCAUUCUCUCCUCCUGAGUCUCCACAGUCUCGAGUUUUGUCGCCAUCGUCAGAUAAAGUAGCAAAUGAGGCAUGUCAGGCGUUGAUGAGACUAGAGAAUGGGAUGGACAUUUUACUUAAGUACUGCAAGUCCUGGUCACGAUACGUGAAAGAGUUGACUGGUUUUGUUGAGAAGACAUCACAAUGCAAAGUCGAUCACUGUUCUCGCAUGAUGAAGAUGACGCGCGGAAUGAGAGAGACGUUAGUGGAAAUGGACGGCUUUGGACUGCCUUUCUGUUCAUCAUUUAAUACUUGGCUUGAACAGGAUCUUGAUCUGUAUCGAAGAUGGCAUGACACGUUUAAAUCUCAAGUUUUUGUGAAGUUUGUUGAGCCGCUGAAUCAGCAUAGAGAUGAACAUGAGAAGACAAGAAAAAGCAUUAAAGAAACUUGGAAAGCACAUCAGAAGAAAGUGGCUGAGAGUGUGGGUCAUCUGAAGAAGUCGUACUCAAGAUACGUUCAGCUUUGUGAUGAUAGGGAUCGAGCAGGUGCUAAGGCAGCUCAAAUGGAGAAAGACGAGACAGUAACAUUGGCAAAGUUGGAGAAGAAGAAACAGCAGGAGGAAGACUUGAAAAUAAGGGCAAAUGAUGCAGAGUACGUGUACAAACAAUGUGUAAAUGAUGCGAAUCAAUGUCUUGCUAAUAUGGAGACGUUUCGUAACCGCACACUCGAUUCAAUGUGCCACGCCUUUAUUCGAGAUGAAUAUCUUCUCAAAGCAACCAUGUUGGACUAUGCUCAUCUUGAGCGGGACCUGGUUGCCAACGUUGCUGAUGAGAUAUCACGUAUAGCUGAUGGCAUUAGUUCGUAUCCUUUAUGUUCACAGCUUGUAGACACUCUUCACUCACAGUCAGAGUUAAAUCAAGCUGUGAACGAAGAUGGCACUUCUUCUGCAGUUCAGACCUUUGCCAGUUUUGGUCGUUACCCGUAUGAGCCGUAUGGGUUUGCAGGCAACAAGCGACGCAGUGCCAGUGAUCCAGACCUCACAAGACCAGAUAUUGAUAUACCGACUCCCUCUAGAUCAUACACAAUCACAGAGUCUCUACCAUUUAUGAUGUCUCCUAGUAGAAAGCCUGGUGGCCUUGCAUCACUCACAGCUAAACUGACAACAAUGGUGACGGGUAAUAAGGAGACUGAUGAGAUGGGCAGCAAGAAAACCUUGUCUGUGCCAGACAAGCUACUUGUCUUAAGACCUCCUGGGCAAAGAGUGAAGAGACCGUCAUCUAUUGCUGGACCAUUGGCUGAUGGCAUUAGAGUGAACGAAGAUGGUGUAUUGACAGUCGAUGUUGGUGAUCGAUCUCCUGCUCGGCGCUUGAAACGCAAAGUACGAAGAGGGCAGUUCAGACCAAAAGAUGCAGAUACAAGUCAUUUGACACCAGAUGAUGCAUUGAGUGGUCCACAAAGAAAGAGAACAAAUCUUUCUCGUCGACCGACAUUUUUUGGAGUUGAUUUAUCUCGUCAGCUGCGAAUAACUGGCCGGCCAGUCCCUCUUCUUGUCUCAAAAUGUGUGGCGGAACUAAAUGAGAGAGGAUUAAGAACACAAGGACUUUACCGCGUUCCGGCAGCUCAGUCCAAAAUCAAAGACUUGUGCAGGAAAUUUGAGACAAACGCAGAGGGAGUGGAUUUGAGUGACACUCACUCUCAUGUCAUGGCAUCAGUUCUGAAGUUUUAUCUAAGACAGUUGCCUCAACCUCUUCUUACGUUUAAACUUUAUCCUCAAUUUGUUGCAAUUGCAAAGAAGUGGCAAUCUGAACAAACGCAUAGAAGACUUCGGAAAUCACCCAAGACAUCUCGCAGCCACUACUCACUUCAUUCUGAUUCGUCUGGACCUUUUCCCGACAUGAUCGAGAAGGAUAGCAGUUUGCCUCGUAGUACAAGUCAAGGUGUGUUUCCAAGAUCAAACAGCAAGGGCGACAGUCCAGAAGCAGAAGGAGAAGUGGAAAUGCUGAACCCACUUGUGGCAGAACUAAAAGCAAUUGUUGAUCAAUUGUCACCGCCUUAUUAUCAUACAGCUGCCACACUCAUCAAUCACUUGACAGAAGUUGCUGCUCAUGAAGCAGAAAACCAAAUGAGUGCAAGUAACUUGGCAAUUGUGUUUGGUCCAAACAUUUUGAGACCACGUAGUGAAAUUGAAGCAUCGAUGUCUACUCUUAUUGAAAUGCAGCACCAGUUGAAAGCUGUUGAGAUGCUCAUCCGCCAUUCAGAGGUUUUCACUAGAGUCCCAACUAAUGGUGCAGAUACCAAGGAGAUCACAUUAAAUGAAGAAGCUAAUAUUAUUGAUGACAGCAGUGAAGAAGAGAACUUUGUGAGGCCAUGUUUGAGACGUCACAGCAGUGCUGACAUUCUUUCUAAUCCUGCCAUCAACACUGGGACUCCUGGAACCCCUCCACUAAGGAAACGUCAAUCAAUGACAGAACUAGAAGAUCUCUUCUCACUUGUAGCUGGUGCAAACAAAAUGAGACUGAACACACAGAGAACAAAGGCUGGUUAUGACUUGGAACAUGAUGAUACUCCAAAGGAAAAGCGCCGUCAGAGAUAUGCUGAUGAGUUUGAAGCUCUGCAAUCAGAGAUGUUUGGUGACCAAACAAACAUAUCGACUUUGCAUCGGCGCCUGAGUGACUCUGAUGGUGCAGAUCCUCUCCUACUGCCAGGUGCUGUGACCGAUGACCACAGUUUCUCAUCAAAGCCUGCCCUCACACCACCAAUGCGCCUUUCUCCACUCAGUCACAGUCUUGUUGAACACUUUGACUUAAACAUUCGCACUGCAACCAGUCCGGGUGUAUCAACAAGUUACACGGUAAUGAGAGAAGCAGCAAGAGCUGCACAGUCUACAGAAAUGGCGGUCAACAAGCUGACAGCUGGUCUGUCAGGCGUGCAAGACCAGAGUCUAGAAGAGGUGAGACGAGUUAAGAGUCAAUCACCAGCCUCAUCUCCAACUACAAAGACUGCUGCACGACGAUCUGAAUCUGAUGCUACUUCACAUAUGUCUACGCACAAGCUCACUGCUCAAUCACACGUUUAUUCAGAUAAGUUUACAGAACAGCCAAGCGAUGAAGACGAAGAAGAAGGGUCGUCUGUAUUGGAACUGCUCAUAACUGGGUCACCACAGCUUCACUCACAUCGUCCUUGUACAUUUGUAUCUGCUGCUACAGUAGCUCACAAAAUGCAUACGACAACAUUGGAAGAAGACGUAGAGAGAGCUUCUGACCACACCCACACAUGCACUGCCACUCUCACACCUUCAGAAUCGGCAGGAGUAGACCGAUCAACAGCAAGCCUUGCAUCACUAAGGGAAGACAUCAGUGGGUUGAUGCAGAGAUUUGAUGAACAAAUCUCUGUGUUAGAGACUCCACCUGGAUCGCCAGCCUUUAUUCGGCGACGACAUCAAAAUCGAAUGAAACACAAAAAGACAAAGAGCUUUGAUAGUCUGGCAUCAAAGGUCAUCACCAUGAGUAAGAAACCUGUGGACUCGGCAGUGCAAUCUAUGGACUCGUUGCUAUCAACAAGUGAAGAGCUUCUAGCAUCACCGCGGUCAACAGAUAGCAGAUUAGUAGCAUCAGCCACUAAUUCACGUAGUCAUCCAUCUAUUACAGUCGACACAGAAGAGGAGCCAAUGACUGUGCAAGUAAAGACAGAAUGGAGAGUGGAGGAGUCGAGUGAUCUCAGUCCUGUGAAUGACAGAGACAGUGGCAUCUCCGAGCAUCCACACUCAGGUACGACUGCUAGUGCAAGAACACCUGAAACAUCCCCCGUUCCCGUUCCCAAGCGGAAGACAAGAAAACCCGAGUUUGUAUAGGAAACUGUUCCUUUCUUAGUUAGUUAGUUAGUUGGUUGGUUGGAUCAGACCAUAAUGUUGAUGUGGAUUGGAAAGGUGUGGCACCUUGUUAUAAGAGAAAGUUAGAGAACGUGUAGUCAGGAGACUGCAUGUUAACCCGUUUACUUAGCCACUUUACACUGAAUGAGGAGAUUGCACUGUACAUGAAAGCUUGUAAUUGGAUUUCUAUUCUAUUUGUAUGCAGGGUAUUGGGAACAGACAAUAAGACAGUCACCUUGUCA